AUGUCCUGGCCAUACGCCUUGGUUCCAGUAUCCAGCAAGAAAAGCUGGAGGGGCAAUACGUUGUACUUGUCUUUUCAGUCAGCACGGAAAUCGCCAGUCAACGGCCUUCUCUCGUUUGCGCAAGCUCGAAAGAAAUUGGAGAAAAUAUUCCCGCGCGACGACCCAAAGUCCGCCUCUGGGGUGGUGUGGACCGGCUACGAGACGCUGGCUCAGCCUGGUGACCACCAACGAGACCGAGGUCGCCAAGAUCUCAGCCUCGUCUUCCGCAACAUUAAAAGACGCCCCCUCGCCUCCCUGUUCCCGCUGACCUUUGCCACAGAUGACGACCCUGCAGCCGGCGGGUCAAGGAGACCAGUCAACCUCACUGACCUGUCACUCCUGACAGGACAGUCCAUCGAGAAGAUCACUGCCAAGGCGCGGCAGCUCCAGAAGGUGCGGGACCUGGCCGUGACGAUGCAUCAGGGGCACCCCACCGCCAACGAGGACGAGGAUGACGAGGAGGCCGCAGAUGCUGCGCUCGCAACGGCCGACACUCAAGAUUAUGUUGUAUGGACUUCAUAUUUCGUAGGCCUAUUUCACCGAGUCAUCUCCUAUGAGGCCCAUCAGCUCAAGAACUGCCGCACUCGGCGCGCCGUAGCAGUUGACAAGAUACUCGCCGCAAAGAAGUGGCUACUUUGGGACCCAGCGUGGAAGGCGGACCUCGAGCUCCUCGACAACUUCUCGCCUUCAGACCCGCUCUCUGGCUACCGGCUAGCCAGCAAAGAGGACUGGCCUGUAACCCUGCAGAACUACGCCCGGAAAUAUGGCAAGUGGACCUUGUGGAUACUGGACCCCGCCGUCUUCGCGACGCUGAUGAACCCGAGACAGAUGCAGCUACGAGUAAACAUGGAGGUAGAAAGAAGAACGCCAAAAGAGCCAGCCUCCAAGGACUUUUCCCUCAGAGCACGGCACCUGAAACUACUGCCACGAUCAACGCAACAAGCAAAGUCAGCACACUACCAGGGAACCGUGUCUGCAUUGUUACUGAAGCCACACCUCAAUCCUUACCAGAUCACACCGAAGUUCAAUCAUCUACCUAUUCGACAUGCCCAUCGAACUACACGAAGAAUCCUUACUUUCCUAGAAUCACAAGGUGCUAUUUACUACCUUUUAGACCAGCUCCAAAGUUCACCCAACCAUUGA
Exophiala spinifera is the source of this 1182-nucleotide messenger RNA. RefSeq lists its product as uncharacterized. The transcript is spliced from 3 exons. NCBI's taxonomy places the organism in Eukaryota, Fungi, Ascomycota, Eurotiomycetes, Chaetothyriales, Herpotrichiellaceae. Bases 1 to 1182 code for a protein of 393 amino acids. The record is from RefSeq and is a predicted model, not a curated record.